AUCAACGCUAUGAAUUUAGUACAUCUAUUGGUUGCUCUACAAAUUGUCGAAGUUAAAGUAUUCAAAGUGACACAAGCCAAAUGCAAUUUGUCUCCAUGUGAAGUACUCGAGGUAUUGACCACAGGCCGUAGACCCGACUUACCAAACAGUGGCUGUACAAACGAACUCCAUUGGCGGAAACUCGACCGACGAUUACAAGCUAUAGAACAACCGGUAUGGUCUAUAAGUUUUGGGCAGUCACGUUGGCGUCAAUGUUCCAAAGGCUUGUGUAGAUGUGACGCAACUCAUCGCUCGCUCAAGUGUUGGCGAACUGGACUUACAACUUUAUCCCCAGAUUUGAUAGUACCGGCUGAUUUGUAUACUAUAGACCUCGGCACAAACAGACUGCGCACUUUGCAUAAAACCACGUUUAAAGGGAUGCGGUCGUUAACGGAACUGGACAUGUUUGACAAUCACGUCGAAUUCUUACCUUCUGGGAUCUUCGAUUCCCUUGUUAAUUUACGGAUAUUGCGCUUGCAAAGAAACUAUUUAGAAGAAAUCGACAGCGAGGCAUUCAGAUAUACAAAAAAACUAUUUCAUGUUGAUUUGUCUAACAACUUUUUAUAUACUCUGCCUGAGAGGCUAUUUGUCAACAAUUCCUAUCUAGAAACCAUCGACAUUUCAAACAACCAAAUCAUAUACAUACCUUCCGACACCUUUGUUGGACUUGAAUCGCUCACAAUAUUAGAUUUGUCAAAAAAUAAAAUUCAACAAAUAGAAAAUGGUACAUUCAAUUUGAACAACCUCCAAAUUUUGAAAUUGUCAGAUAACAAAAUAAAUAAUAUAACGGAAAAUGCAUUUGAGAACCUCUCUUCUUUAGAAACAUUGCUAUUGGAUAAAAAUAACUUACAAAAUGUUCCCACGAAUUUAUUUCGUCGUUUAUUUUGUUUGACGUUCUUGGAUUUGUCAAACAAUCAUUUAAUUACAUUAACUGGCCUAGAGUUCCUGAAGCUCAGACAGCUUCGCACCUUGGACUUAAAGGAAAACUCCAUAACAGAAAUCCCUGACGAUAUUUUCUUGAAUUGCUCUAAUUUAGAGAAACUGGAUUUGGCAAAAAACAAAUUACGUUUCUUGAAUAUCUCAGCUUUCCAUGGCUUAGAAAAUCUUACAUCGCUUAUACUGUCUGACAAUCAAAUUUAUGAAGUUCAUUCGAAAACAUUUUCAACUCUCAAGAAUCUGACGACCCUGUAUUUGGACAACAACAUGUUCCCAUCGCUACCGUCUCGAACACUAGACUAUAUGCCGAAGCUCGCAAACGUGAAACUAUCCAAUAAUCCAUGGCAUUGUGAUUGUCAUGCUCUUUAUGUGUCUGCAUGGGUGCGCUUGAACGAAAUGAAGAUAUGGGAUUAUUCGCCUACCUGCGUAUCUCCUUGGUAUUUAGAAGGUCAUUUUCUUAAGAAACUAAAGUUUCCUGAGCUAUGUUCAGGACAAUGGGCCAGCAUGGUAAAUCUUUCGCCACGGCUGCCAAUGCAGCAGCUUCUCUCUCUCAAUGUCAGCGUUAACAGAAAACCUCAAGGCAGCAUAGAACAUCAUGGUGAUAUCGACGGCUGGAACUAAUUUAAUCGAAUUGUUUCUUAGAUUAAUAUAAUAGUAUUGAGUGUAUAUU
Vanessa atalanta (red admiral) is the source of this 1645-nucleotide messenger RNA. RefSeq names its product carboxypeptidase N subunit 2-like. The record is from RefSeq and is a predicted model, not a curated record. Bases 10 to 1596 code for a protein of 528 amino acids. The transcript has 8 exons. NCBI's taxonomy places the organism in Eukaryota, Metazoa, Arthropoda, Insecta, Lepidoptera, Nymphalidae. Gene Ontology annotation, molecular function: protein binding.